Molecule: messenger RNA, 5645 nt
Organism: Trichechus manatus latirostris (Florida manatee)
Lineage: Eukaryota; Metazoa; Chordata; Mammalia; Sirenia; Trichechidae
Gene: WDHD1
Product: WD repeat and HMG-box DNA binding protein 1
Exons: 26
Coding region: 1398-4802 (1134 amino acids)
Biological process (GO): mitotic cell cycle; DNA-templated DNA replication; DNA repair
Cellular component (GO): nuclear replication fork
Molecular function (GO): protein binding; chromatin binding
Source: RefSeq, a predicted model, not a curated record
CAUAUGAAAUUUGUAAAGAGAAAUUUUUCUUUAACUUAUGAAUUAAACAGCUUGAUUACUAAGAAAGGACAAAUGUGUGGACACCAUUCACAGUUUUAAAGUAACAUGGUAUUAUAGGCAUAUGUAGGGCAUUUUAUAGCUGUAACUCUUGUUCCAAUCUGUAGAUUCCUCUUAUACUGAGCUCUGAAUAGUGCUACACUGAAAUCUGAUCAUGACUUAUUGAAGAUAGAGAUGAGUAUUAUCAGAGUUCGUCUGGAACCCCAUACUCCAUCUAAUGAUAUUUAGUUACUUGGAUAAAAAGAAAAUUAUAAAUCAUCCUAUCCAAAAAUCAAUCAUCUCCAAAUAAAACUAAGUCACUCAGAGAGAAUCAUAUCAGGUAACUUUUGCUUCAGAGGGAAUUCAACAAUAGAUUAUUUUCCCACAAAUUCCAUUUUUUUUGAGCCAAUUACUCUUUCUCUUAAUUCAUAUACCACACUUCAGUGUCUAGCAAGCAUAUUUGAGGCCCUGACUGAUGAUAAUCCCCACACAAUACCACCACGGUAAGAACACCACGGUUUGUCUGUGUGUUCGCAACCUUUCACAAUGGAAUUAGAUUGAAAAACCACGAGGAAAUCUCUACAACGGAAAAACUCACUUAUGUCAUAAGCUAAGUCUAAUUGAGACUGGAAGGUGGAUACCACAAAACCUCAGAAAAAUCCUCAAAGAUAAAUACCAAUGGAAGAACAUUCUCGUGAAGGUUUAAUCAGAGAUCGGUCUCCCAAUAUGGAGAACAUUAAGACACAAGAAAAUCACAAAUACAAUGGCCAAGACCUUAGCACAAAUUGCCAAGGACCAAAUUGAGUAAUAUACUUUCGUUCUAGCUCUACUUUUAGAUCUAAACACGCUCUUCGGUGUACUUUAAGUGGGGUCUGAAGAGGGGAAACCUAAAUUACUUCUUAUGGAAAAUGCGGAUGGUGUCACAAAGAACACUCAAUAACGUACAAGCUGUCUCUCCAGGAACCGAGAGUAACCAACCGGAACUGAGAUGAAGUCUUCCUUCCUUUAUCUCUACCGAGGUGACAAGGUAAGGGCGAGAAGGAUGCCAAGAUUAAAGGCUCGAGAAGAGAUUCACCUUUUCUCUAGAGGAAAUGCCCAAAGAUCUCAGUCUCAAGGAGGAGCUGGAUCCAUUCAGGGAUCUGGAUACGGUUGCAUGUGAGGAGAGCCUGACAUGUGGGCGCAAGACCCGCGUCUGCAAGACCAGGCAGCGGCCACCCUUCCCCCACUCACCUCUUGGAGCGCAGCUCAACUAUAGCUGUCCGAGUAACCGCCGCCAUCACCACCGCCAUCACUCGGGGUGUUCUCUGAGGUUGAAAAGAGAGGUUUGGCCACUCCUGCACCUCGUGUAAAUAAAGGAACAGAUGCCUGCCACACAGAAGCCGAUGAGAUAUGGACAUACGGAGGGACACACCGAUGUCUGUUUCGAUGAUUCUGGGAGUUGUAUUGUAACUUGUGGAAGUGAUGGUGAUGUGAGGAUUUGGGAAGACUUGGAUGAUGAUGAUCCUAAGUCCAUUAAUGUGGGAGAAAAGGCAUAUUCGUGUGCUUUGAAGAAUGGAAAAUUGGUCACUGCCGUAUCUAACAAUACUAUUCAGGUCCACACGUUUCCUGAAGGAGUUCCAGAUGGUAUAUUGACUCGCUUUACCACAAAUGCAAACCAUGUGAUUUUUAAUGGGGAUGGUUCUAAAAUUGCUGCUGGAUCCAGUGAUUUCAUAGUCAAAGUUGUGGAGGUGAUGGAUAGCAGCCAACAGAAAACGUUUCGAGGACACGAUGCCCCUGUUUUAAGUCUUUCCUUUGAUCCUAAGAACAUCUUUCUGGCAUCAGCCAGUUGUGAUGGAUCUGUCAGAGUGUGGCAAAUUUCAGACCAGACAUGUGCUGUUAGCUGGCCACUGCUACAAAAAUGCAAUGAUGUGAUAAAUGCAAAAUCAAUCUGCAGACUUGCUUGGCAGCCAAAAAGUGGUAAGUUACUGGCAAUUCCUGUGGAAAAAUCUGUUAAGCUCUAUAGAAGAGAAACUUGGAGUAAUCAGUUUGAUCUUUCAGAUAAUUUCAUCUCUCAGACCCUCAAUAUAGUAACCUGGUCUCCCUGUGGGCAGUAUUUAGCUGCAGGGAGUAUUAAUGGCUUGAUUAUAGUUUGGAAUGUGGAAACCAGAGAUUGCCUGGAAAGGGUGAAACAUGAGAAAGGUUAUGCAAUUUGUGGCCUGGCCUGGCAUCCUACUUGUGGCCAAAUAGCUUAUACUGAUGCAGAAGGAAACCUAGGGCUCCUGGAGAAUGUUUGUGACCCCAGUGGAAAGAAGUCAAGCAGUAAGGUAUCUAGCAGAGUAGAAAAGGAUUACAAUGACCUUUUUGAUGGAGAUGAUGCAAGCAAUGCUGGUGAUUUUCUAAAUGACAAUGCAUCCAAGACCCCCUCUUUUUCAAAAGGGAUUAUAAAUGAUGGUGAGGAUGAUGAUGACCUCAUGCUGACUUCAAGUCGUCCUAGACAGAGAAGUCACAUCCUAGAAGACGAUGAAAACUCCGUUGAUAUUACAUUGCUAAAAAAUGGUUCUAGUCUUCUCAAAGAGGAUGAAGAAGAUGAUCAGGCAGACAACAUCAACAAUCUACCACUUGUAACAUCCCAAAGGCCAUUUUAUGAUGGGCCUAUGCCAACUCCCCGGCAAAAACCAUUCCAAUCAGGCUCUACACCCUUGCAUCUCACUCACAGAUUCAUGGUGUGGAACUCUGUUGGAAUUAUUCGCUGCUAUAAUGAUGAGCAAGACAAUGCCAUAGAUGUAGAAUUCCACGAUACCUCCAUACACCAUGCAACACACUUGUCAAACACUUUGAAUUAUACAGUAGCAGAUCUUUCCCAUGAAGCUAUUUUGUUGGCAUGUGAAAGCACUGAUGAACUAGCAAGCAAGCUUCACUGCCUGCAUUUCAGUUCUUGGGACUCAAGCAAAGAGUGGAUAGUAGAUAUGCCUCAGAACGAGGAUAUCGAAGCCAUAUGUCUUGGUCAGGGAUGGGCUGCUGCCGCCACUGGGGCCUUGCUCCUCCGACUGUUCACUAUUGGAGGUGUUCAAAAAGAGGUCUUCAGCCUUCCUGGGCCUGUGGUGUCAAUGGCAGGAGAUGGAGAACAACUUUUCAUUGUUUACCACAGAGGUACAGGAUUUGAUGGGGAUCAGUGCCUUGGAGUUCAACUGCUAGAGCUGGGGAGAAAGAAAAAACAAAUUCCUUGUGGUGACCCUCUUCCUCUUACAAGGAAAUCGUACCUUACAUGGGUUGGAUUUUCAGCUGAAGGUACCCCCUGUUACGUGGAUUCAGAGGGCAUUGUUCGAAUGCUUAACAGAGGACUUGGUAAUACAUGGACUCCUGUGUGUGACACAAGAGAGCACUGCAAGGGGAAGUCUGACCACUACUGGGUGGUUGGUGUCCAUGAGAACCCCCAGCAGCUGAGGUGCAUUCCUUGUAAAGGUUCUCGGUUUCCUCCCACCCUUCCACGACCUGCCGUAGCCAUAUUAUCCUUUAAGCUUCCUUACUGUCAGAUUGCGACAGAGAAAGGACAAAUGGAGGAACAAUAUUGGCGCUCAGUUAUGUUUCACAACUACCUUGAUUAUUUGGCUAAAAAUGGUUACGAAUAUGAAGAGAGCACUAAAGAUCAAGCAAUAAGAGAACAACAGGAGCUUUUAAUGAAAAUGCUUGCGCUUUCUUGUAAAUUGGAACGGGAAUUUCGAUGUGUGGAACUUGCUGAUCUGAUGACUCAAAAUGCCGUGAAUUUAGCCAUUAAAUACGCGUCCCGUUCUCGGAAAUUGACAUUGGCCCAAAGACUUAGUGAACUGGCUAUGGAGAAGGCAGCAGAACUGGCAGUGACCCAGGAGGAGGAGGAGGAGGAAGAGGAAGAGGGUUUCAGAAAAAAGCCGAAUGCUGGUUACUAUAAUACUGCCUCAGAGUGGAGCCAACCAAGGCUUAGAAAUCAAGUUGAAGAAGAUGCAGAGGACAGUGGAGAAGCUGAUGAAGUAGAAGAAAAACCAGAAAUACAUAAGCAUAGACAGAACUCAUUUUCCAAAAGUGCAAAUUCCUCUGACAUGCCACCUGUUAAGUCAGGUGCAGUUAUCUCUAGCAACCAAGGACAAGCGAACCCCUUCAAGGUAUCAGUCAGUUCCAAAGAGCCAGCCACUUCGGUGAAUACAGCACGUUCAACUAAUAUUUUAGAUAAUAUGAAUAAAUCAUCCAGGAAAUCCACUGCACUUAAUCGAGCUGCAAGUAACGACAAAUCUCCAGUUAUAAAGCCUCUAAUUCCAAAACCAAAGUCUAAGCAGGCAUCUGCAGCAUCCUAUUUCCAAAAAAGAACUUCCCAAGCUGGUAAGACUGAUGAAGUGAAAGAAGAAAAUCCGAAAAAUCUAUCAUCUGAAACCCCAGCUGUAUCUCCUCAAAACACUGAGAACCAAAGGCCAAAGACUGGGUUCCAGAUGUGGCUAGAAGAAAAUAGAAGUAAUAUUUUGUCUGACAAUCCUGACUUUUCAGAUGAAGCAGACAUAAUAAAAGAAGGAAUGCUUCGAUUUAGAGUACUGUCCGCUGAAGAAAGGAAGGCAUGGACUGACAAGGCCAAAGGAGGAACUGCAAGUGAUGGAGCUGAAACAAAAAAGCGGAAACGUCUCAUCGAUGAAAAUAAUGAAACAGAAAGAACAGAAAGUCAGAAAGAAGAAACAAAGGAGAAUCUAAAUUUGCCUAAAAAGCGAAAACCUUUAGAUCUUUCUACAAAUCAGAAACUAUCAGCUUUUGCAUUUAAGCAGGAGUAAAUGGAAAAAGUGACCUUAGGAAAGCAAGGGGUUUUUUACUCAUCUGUGAUGAAUCUGAAUUUUUUUUUUUUUUUUUCUUUUAGGAAACUCAUUAUAUAUAUUUUAAAAGAGUCUAAAGAUAACUGUCUUUAUAAGAUAAUGUAGUAAUUAUGUUUGAGUAGGUGCCUUGCCAUGUGUAAAAUCUAUCCUUUGCAGAUUACUCUGUCCCUAAGAUGGCUAUUCAGAAACAUUGUGAUUGUGGUCACUGACUUAAGGUCACCAGCAUGUUCCCAUGGAAGCCAGUUUGAUUUUGUUUCUUACCUUUCAAAUCAUCAAAACCAAGGUUGUAAAACCUCUGUGCAUUGACGUACCUUCUAGGGACUUCCUUAUUUGGUUUAUUUCAGGUACUGGAAAGCACCCCAGUAGUCUUCUACCCAAGUGUGUUACUAUAGACUGUUCUCUGUGUCUGUACUGGACUUAUCAGACCAUGUUUUUAUUAUGGGUCCUAAACAUGUAAAUAAUUUUGUAGGUGAGACUUUUUCUUUUGUAUGUUUUGGAAAUUGCUUCAAAUAUGAUUUCUAGUUGUCUGUUGGUAUCGCCUGAUUUUUAAUAAAACUUUUUAACAUUUACAUAUUUGGCUUGUUACGGUCUUAACAUUGUAUUUGCAUUUCCCGAAAAUAAAUUUUAUAAUUACUGCCAUAAUUUCUACCACUGCCACCACCCUCAUCCUGCUCUGCAGUAUGCACACAGUAGAAUAGAGAAGAAAUGUAAUAUGCUUUGAUAGUUAUUGCAGCCCAGGGCAUAAUGUGCUCCUGGUAGGAAACCCCAGUUAUCAGCAUCAGCAGUACUUGUUUGAGCACAUCU